Molecule: messenger RNA, 2142 nt
Organism: Purpureocillium lilacinum
Lineage: Eukaryota; Fungi; Ascomycota; Sordariomycetes; Hypocreales; Ophiocordycipitaceae
Source: RefSeq, a predicted model, not a curated record
AUGGUCUCCUUCUUUGGCAUCAAGCUUGGUGGGGACAAGAAAAAAGCCCAAAAGAACCAGGGCAAACAACCGCCGCAGCAAUGGAAUCGAAUUGACCAGAACACUCUGGGUCAGGGGCAGUAUUUCGGCCAGAGCCAGGCUCCUGGCCGGCCCCAGUUCCCGAAUGCCUCUAGUCGACCAGGAACGUCUCAAAAUGCAGCUCCGCCGCCGUCCAACUGGCGCGCCGUCUUCAACAAUCCCGGCAUGGCCUCAUCCAUGACGGACCUGACUCCUCCCUCUAUGGGCGCGCUGCGACAUAAUGCGUCCGAAUCGAACUUGAGGACCAACUUUGCCAACGGCAGCACCACAAGCCUAGCACUGCCUGCAUCGUUGGGUGGAACCGGCGCGAGGCCCGGCACGCCGAGCCGCCCAACGACGACCAAAGCCGAAUGGGUGAACCCUCUGCAUGUCCACUUCUGCAAGAGCAAUUCCGCUUCCCGCCCCGGGACGCCGACUGUUGCCACGCCUAAGAGCCCCCUCGGCCAGUUCGAAUUCGACUUGAAACCUGCGCCUGCCCCUACCAAGGCCCCAACCCGGACCCCAGCCGAUGCCCCGGCCGAAGCGCAAGCUGAGGCCCCCGUCGAACCCGCGCCGAGAUCAAAACAGAAUGAGCGCCAGCCUGUGGCGGAGCGACAUGGAUAUCCGUCACCUCCAGGAUCGGACAGGAGCUCUGAUGGAGCGUUUCCCCCCCUUAACCCUUCCCUGGCGUCGGCAGCACCCGACUUGCAGCCGUCGACAGACAACCGACGCAACGCCCCCAGCGCCUUGAGCAAAGUCGACCGGGCGGCCGCCUCGCUUCCCAGCCCUACACCCUCGUCUCCGCUCACAGGCAGCGAGGACAAGCCGGAUACACCAGUCAUCCGCAACGUACCCGCAAGGCGCGAUACGCUCGCUUUUCACCAGCCUCGCCGGCUGAGCGUCAAGAUGGAGUUUGACGACGAGAGACAGAAAGAGGCGCGCAAAACACAGCACAUCGAGGGCUUCCGCGGCAAUUUUGCCGAUUUUAACUUUGGCGCAACGGCGAAGUCUCCGAGCUUUGACAUGCCUGCGGUCAACAGCGUGGACACCAGCUCGGGUGAGAGGCCUAGUGUGUCAACGGAAAGCGCACAGGCGCGGGAAAGGGUGCAAUCCCCCAGCAUUGCCGGGUCGUUUUCUCAACGGUCAGUACGGUCGCCAGAAAGCCCGAUGAGCCGGCCAUCGGUUUCGACCUCGGUGUCAGCCAUGUCGUCGUACAACGAACGCCCCGAGUCCCCUGUCAUAAAGCUACCGGCAGGAGCGCCGCGUGAAAAUUCGCGGCGAACAGGGCCUCCACCGGCGGCUGUCGGUGCUCGUCGAGGCAAUGCGAAUCCCUUUGGACGGACGAGCCCCCCUCGAGGGUUCAACACGCGCUUCGAUUCGGCCAAGCAGACUCGCGCGCCGCCGCCCCGACCCCUGUUUCCGACGCCCAACCUGGCAUCGCAUGAGGGCGCCUCGCCGAGUCCGCGCAGUCCGUACGGGCCCCCUCCGAACCAGAACAACUACAUUCGAGACGAUAUUGAGCCGCCUCGCCGGCCGCGAUCUCGGCCACCGUCAAGCCCCUUUUCGCGGCCUCCGAUGGCCGGAGACUUUCCCAAGUCUAAGGGCCUCCCACGCGGGCGCCAGCCGGAGAAACCUCGCUGCUCGACCGAGGACAAUAACGAUGACGACGACGGAAGCGUUUACGACGACCCGGCCUGGCCCGAAUUUGACCGCGCGGAGCCUCGCUACUCGGCAAUGCCGGCGCCGCUCGCGACGCCGCGGAGCGAUCCCAACCGCUCGCCAGCACUGCCGCCACGAUUGCCCAGUCCGACAUUCCCGUCUCUGGCAAAGUCCAUCUCGACAUCCAGUGAGGAUCUCGCCAAGAGCUUUGAGCUUCACUUCGACGCGCCGCUCAGCUCAGGGCUCAUCCCUUCGCUGGAACAGAGGCCGGGCCCGAGCUCGGGUGAAGUCAGUCCAAAGCGAGUUGAGGCAAAAAAGGCGCCGCCAAGGCCGGCCGUCAUGACGCUCCCGCCCUCAUCAUCGAGCAAGGACGUCAGCGCUAUGAAGUCGCCCGUUGAACCCCGCUUCCAAGGCGGCUUCAUCUAA